CAUUUUUUAACUCGACAAAACAAAGGCUAGGCUUUGCUGUGAGCCACUCGCAAGCUGUCUGAUUCGCACGAAGCAUUCAGAAAACGCCUGCAAUCGACGGCUAUACAAUUUCGUGGGCAAGAAACGCACCGGACAGCACCAUUCCAUGCGGUGCUCUUUGCUGCUGGCAGCGGCGCUCGUAGGAGCAACCGAGGACCCCUGCGCCUCUCCAGCCAAUGCGAUAGUAGCGGAGAACUGCAAGCAGGGCGUAUCUUCCGAUAUCUGGGAUGUUAAUGGAGCGGGCAGCCCGGGCGUCCGCGGCUUCGCGACGCAGGCGUCGGUGCUCCCCGGCGAAACUAUUGAAUUCAAGAUCAAAUUGCAAUUUGGAGAAGCUUUAAAACGAGUAGACAUCUUCCGCCUGGGCUAUUAUGGGGGAAAAGGCGCGCGGGUCAUGGGUCGGGCGACGCUCGACAGUCACGCCUCGUCGCGGACGGUCACGGCGCUGUGUAGGGAGGGCGUGGCCUACUCCUGCGCGAAGUGGCCCGUCGCCGCGUCUUGGUCUGUGGAGGGACCGUCGGGCUUGUACGUGGCGCGGUUCGUCCUCGCCGACCAAACGAAAGGAUGGCGCGCCGACGCGUCGCCAAUCGUAUCAGACAACCACCACGCCGUCGAGGGGCGCGACGCUUCCUUACCACCUGAGAAAUUGGCGCAUGCCUACGGCGCGGGCGGCAAGAACAAACCGAGCGAAGGGUGGAGACUGAAGGAGCCGCGCGCGUCGCACGCUUAUUUUGUUGUUAGAUCACCCGAGACGCACGAUUUGUUGUUCCAAACGGCAGAUCUCACGUGGCACGCCUACAACGGCUAUGGGGGAUUGACGACGUAUGGGUCGUUCCAUUACCCGUACCUGCGCGUAUCGGUGCGGAAAGCAAAUCCCACCCGCGCUGCGUGUCUGCUCGACGGCGCGGAGGCGCCACGCCAUCGACGCGACGCCGUCCCUGUUACGUGCGUCUGCUCGUAACUCGCUGGUUAAAUGCACAGGCACGAGCCCUACGGCGACGAGUUCCUCAACCUGAGCGACCCGAAGCACGUCCACAAGCGGGCGCACGCGCGGAGUUACGACACGCCGCUGAUCACGCGCGCCUACCGGUCGGUGAACGCGCCGCUCGGGCCGGAGCUCGCCGCGAUCCGAUUUCUAGAAAGGAUGGGAUACGACGUCCAUUACGCGACGGGCUUCGAUCUAUCGGGGAAGCACGCGGACAAUAUCCUGAAGCGGUCGCGGGCCUACUUAUCCGUGGGGCAUGACGUCGCGUCCUGUGUGGAAAUCAACCAGUGAGUUCUGAGAACGCCAUCGAGCAGACGCUGCUACGGAGACAGCAUCGCGGCGAUGGCGUGGGGCGCCCGAAAUUGAUUCCCACACAGGAGUACUGGACUUACGGCCAGCGCGACGCGAUCGAGCGCGCGAGACGUAGAGGCGUCCACCUCAACUUCUGGAGCGCGAACGAGGCCUACUGGGCCGUGCGCUUCGAGGGCCGGACCAUGAUCUGCUACAAGGAGACGCAAAACAUAAGAAAGAUGGAUAGGCACGACGUCUGGACCGGUACUUUUAGAGACUCGCGACCGAUCAAUCCCCGCGGUUCGAGGCCGGAGAACGCUUUAUCUGGACACAUGUUCGUGGCCAACGCCCAGCGCGUCGAUUCGUUGUUUGUCGAUGGCGAGCGCUUCGGGCGGCAUCGCGCCUGGCGCAACACGUCCGUCGCCCAAGGUCAUUCAUACCAUACGCCGAAGGGCGUGCUGGGCCACGAGUGGGACGAGGUCGUCGACAACGGCUGGUCGCCACCGAACCUUCACCGUUUAUCAUCUACGACGGUGGACAACGUCCAAUGCCUACGAGACGUGGGCGCCGUCUUCGACUCCUGCAGCGCGACGCACAACCUGGUACUGUCUCGUCAUGAAGAAUCAAAAGCUUGGACCUUCGGGAGCGGGACCGUGCAGUGGGCCUGGGCGCUCGACGACGUUCACGACGCGAACGACCCGCAGCGCCAGAACAAGUAUAGCAUCAGGGUCGAGAUGGAUACGGCGGGUGUCGUGCGUGACUUGCAACAAUUGACGGUGAAUGUCUUCCGGAUGCAGGGCGUGCUGCCUGGUUCUUUACAUGAGUCGCUCGUGCUCGUCGAUGAUAUCACUGAUAAUGAGGCGCCGACGGCGUCGCUGCUCUACGCUAAUUUGGAGGACGGCGUCCUUCGCUUGUCGGGAGCCGCGUCGGACGUCGGUGGGGUGGUGGCGUCCGUCGAGGUUUCUUGGUCGCACGGCCGGUGGCACCUCGCCGAGCUCGAUAGACUCGCGUCGGAGGUGAAGUGGUCCUUGGUCUGGGGUCACGAAGCAUGGCACGCUUUGCAUGGAGAGCUGCCGGGCGGCGACUACCCCUUCGAGCUGCGCGUUGCUGACGACUCGGGCAACGCGCGGACGGUGCGCGGGCCGGGCGAUCGCGGUGAACUCUAGUGUUAAUGUAAAUAAUGUUAACAAACUAAGUCGAGGCGACAACGCCGCGUCGAUGGCGUGGAAUCUCGACGCCAUCGCGCAGACG
This is a messenger RNA of Pelagomonas calceolata, 2563 nucleotides long. NCBI's taxonomy places the organism in Eukaryota, Pelagophyceae, Pelagomonadales, Pelagomonadaceae. The record is from the annotation of a GenBank genome assembly.